CUGUUACAGAAAGAAGUAGGAGCUGCACUGAAGGGGGCACAAGUUUACUAAUUAGUGCACAUGUACAGUACCACAGCCUAACCAACGCAACAGCCUGAAAUAUAACUCGAGGGAAGACACUGUACUGUAACUAUACUUUACCUCAGCCAAUUGCUUUCGUUAGUUCGUUAAAUUUGCAGCGUUCGUUUAUAUAUUAACGUUUAGGAGUGUGUAGCUCCGCAUAAACCACAUAAUCUGAUGCAUGUGUUGGGUCUCGUGUGGAUCAUCGACCCGCCCGGUUCGGAGUUAGGGAUUCUUUGUCAUGAAGUAGAACAUUAACCCAAGAAGGUUAAACAGCUUUAACAUCAGCGUGAGGCGGAUGAGUUUUCACUCUCUGUGGAGGGACGGACUUGGACUCGUGCUCAGGAAUCCACUAGAUGUUGAGUGUCCAAAUACACACUUGGAUUCAUUGAAGACAUGGGAAAAAAGAAGGACAAAGAUGUUGAUGCAGAGGAUCAUGGAAAAGGACCGCGUUCACCGAAAUUAUGUGGCACUAACUACCCAGUUAGCAUUGCCUUCAUUGUGGUCAAUGAGUUCUGUGAAAGAUUCUCUUACUAUGGAAUGAAAGCGGUGCUCACGCUUUAUUUCAUCCACUACCUACACUGGGACAAGAAUCUCUCUACAGCUGUGUACCAUGCUUUCUCAAGCCUGUGUUACUUCACUCCGCUUCUGGGGGCCGUGAUAGCCGACUCAUGGUUGGGGAAGUUCAAAACCGUCAUCUAUCUGUCUAUAGUCUAUGUGAUUGGUCAUGUGGUCAAGUCUGUCGGUGCCAUUCCUGAUGUGGGGGACAGCACUCUUCAUGUAGUUUUGUCAGUGCUUGGUCUGGUCCUCAUAGCUUUUGGGACAGGAGGGAUCAAACCAUGUGUUGCAGCAUUUGGUGGUGACCAGUUUGAUGAAGAGCAUACAGAAGAGAGGAGAAAAUUCUUCUCCAUCUUUUACAUGUCAAUCAAUGCUGGAAGUGUCCUGUCCACCAUUGUCACACCAAUACUAAGAGGCGAUGUGAAGUGCUUUGGAGGAGAUUGCUACGCCCUGGCCUUUGGCGUUCCUGCGGUUUUAAUGGUCAUUGCCUUAGUGGUGUUUAUCGCUGGAAGUGGGCUAUAUAAGAAAAGUCCUCCGGAAGGAAAUGUCCUGGUGCGUGUCAGCAAAUGUGUUGGGUUCGCUAUACGCAAUCGAUGGAAGAAUUCCAAGAAGAACCCAAAAAGGGGUCACUGGCUGGAUUGGGCAGAAGAGAAGUACCCGAAGCGGCUCAUUCAGGAAAUUAAAAUGAUGUUCAGGGUGCUGGUUCUCUAUAUUCCAUUGCCCAUGUUUUGGGCUCUCUUUGACCAGCAGGGUUCACGCUGGACUCUGCAAGCCACACGAAUGAACAUGGAUUUUGGUGGAGGCUUCUUGGUAAAGCCUGAUCAAAUGCAGAUGCUGAAUGCUUUGCUGAUUCUGGUGUUUAUUCCGAUCUUCGACAUGGGCGUAUAUCCGCUGGUAGGGCUGUGUCGGAUCAAACUCACUCCACUAAGGAAGAUGGCUGCAGGCAUGAUCCUUGCUGCACUUGCAUUCUGUGCUGCAACUGUCGUAGAAAUCAACGUCAUUAAAACUGUUGUAGAGCCACCUCCUGCCAAAGAAAGCCUUGUUCAGGUUUACAAUCUUAUGGAUUCAGAGGUCACAGUGCAGUUUCCAGGACACACUGUCCUCUCAGAUCCAAUUAAAUCACAUGAGGAUCCUUCGGGAUACACAAGUCUCCCGCUUACUGGUGAAUCCCAGCUCUACACAGUUACGGUCACUCACAGUGGGACCGAUUACCAGUGCGGACUCACAUUCACAGAACAGACUGCCUACAGUCUCUUCCUGCACACUGCACAACCUGGUGGCACUGUAUGCAAACUGGUGAAAGAUCACAUCACCAAAUCUGAAACCGGGGCUGCGUAUCUAAGGUUUAUCAACACUCACACAGAGAAUAUCAACAUAACUGUUGGCACUGAUGAAUUUUAUGCGGCUGCUAAUUAUGGGAUUUCUCAAAAUAUUAGUGUACCUAGGGGAGAAUACAAUGGAGUUGUUUGUGAAACAAACUCUGUCCAAUAUCACAUCGACCUUGGACUUCUUGAUUUUGGUGCCUUCUAUACUGUCAUACUCUCAAAGGAAAGUAAUGGUCUAAUAGUCAAAAAGAUGGAGGAUAUCCAAGCCAACAAUAUUCACAUCGCUUGGCAGGUUCCACAGUAUUUCUUCAUCACUGCUGGAGAAGUCAUGUUCUCCAUCACUGGCUUGGAGUUCUCCUACUCGCAGGCACCGGCAAGCAUGAAGUCUGUUCUCCAGGCUGGAUGGCUUAUGACUGUGGCAUUUGGAAAUGUCAUUGUACUGAUUGUGGCAGAGGGGGCCGGGAUGGAACAGUGGACAGAGUUCCUCCUUUUUGCUGGCCUUUUGGUGGCUGUCAGCAUCAUCUUCUCCAUCAUGGCCUAUUUCUAUACGUAUGUGGAUCCAGACGAGCUGGACAAGAUUUUCAGAGAGGACACAGACGAUGAGAAAAUGGAAAGUUCUGAUAGUAAGAAAAAUGAGGCCGUUUCCUUGACUGACAUGCCGAAGCAAACCAAUAUGUAGCAAAAUGACUGGGCUUUGAUAUGAACAAUUCAAAUCCAUUAAUUGCCAAUAAGCUAAUUAACUUCUUUCACAUAAGACUGUUGUAGCUGUGUUAACACAGAUUAUUUUGUUCCAGAGCCUUUGUGUGGCAUUAUGCUGAUCUCUACUGCUCAGGGAUCAUAUUUCAGCUGAAUUAAGAUAAAUUUACUACGCUGAAGGAAUUAUUAUGCUAUUACUUUACAUGGUACCUUACAAAAAGAAAUGUUUUUUUUGGAGUUACAAAAUGUAAUCGUUAAGAAUGUGAUGAACACUACUUUUCAAAAGUUUGAGGUCUGUAAGAUUUUUGUUUUUGAAGUCUCUGAUGCUCAACUAAGGCUGUAUUUGUUUGAUCAAAAAUACAGGAAAAACAGUGAAAUUGUGAAAUAUUACGAUAUAAAUAACUGUUUUCUAUUUUAAUAUAUUUUCAAAUAUAAUUUAUGCCUGCCAUGGCCAAGCUGAAGAUUUAGCAGUCAUUACUCCAGUCUUCAGUGUCACAUGAUCCUUCAAAAAUCAUUCUAAUAUGCUAAUUUGGUGCUCUAGAAACAUUUCUUAUUAUCAAUGCUGAAAACAAUUGCUCAAUAUUUCUGUGGAAACAUACAUUUUUUGGGAUUCUUUGAUGGAUAGAAAGUUCAAAAGAACAGCACUCAUUAGAAAUUGUUUGUAUGAUGUAAAAAAAAAAAGAAAAAAAAAUUUAAUUGAAUCAGUCUUUGCUUAAUAAGUGUGAAUUUCUUUAAAAAUAAAAAAAUCAAAUGUGUAGUCGUAAGUUGAAAAAGUCUUACUGACCCCAAAAUGUUAGUGAAAAAACUUCAAUAAUAUCAGUGUCUAAUGCCAUUUGCACAUUUUAGCUCACAUUUGUACAUAAUGUUUGUCAUUCUUGCACUAUUCAGAUGAAAUUCUUUUCUAACUAAGUUGUUAACACAGGACCCUUGUAAUUUCAUGUACUAAUAUGAACAGGAUUGGGAACUCUGUUGUUGUGUGUGUGUGUGUGUGAGUCAUGUGAUAAUUAUAUUAUUAUGCAUACAAUUACACUAGACAGGAUUUCAGCAUGAUUUGAUCCACCAACUGCUAUUUACCAAGAAAUUGGGACCAAAAAAAUCAAUAAUUAUGGUGGAAAACAAGAUAAAAUUUGCCUUUAAAGUAUUUGAUGAAUGCGUUGUGUAAAAAUUAUAUACUAGUCACAGACAUUCCCCUCCAACAGGAUUAGAUUUCUACACCCGAUUUGGCUGAAAAAUCAUUUUCAUUCGCCAUGUACUUUUUACAGAAGUUGUGUGAGAAAAAACAUAUUGUUCAAUUCAAAUGGGAUUACAAUCACUAGUAAGUUCAUAUUUAUGAAACAAACUUACCCAGCCUCAUUAGGGAACAACUAUGUCUGUCUGAAUAGGGCCUUUGUUAUAAUGACCAUUCUGGUGAUACAUGCAAAUGUAAUGCAUGCAAAAUGUGACCAUAUCUAGUCUGUUUUACAUCAAUUAUUUUGGGUCUGGAAAACAAAUGAAUAUUAAAUAUUGUUGACAACUAA
This is a messenger RNA of Onychostoma macrolepis, 4156 nucleotides long. RefSeq names its product solute carrier family 15 member 2 (gene slc15a2). Lineage: Eukaryota; Metazoa; Chordata; Actinopteri; Cypriniformes; Cyprinidae. Gene Ontology annotation, cellular component: membrane. The coding region runs from base 457 to 2622 and encodes 721 amino acids. The transcript is spliced from 23 exons. Gene Ontology annotation, molecular function: dipeptide transmembrane transporter activity. The record is from RefSeq and is a predicted model, not a curated record. Gene Ontology annotation, biological process: transmembrane transport; oligopeptide transport.